This is a messenger RNA of Centruroides sculpturatus (bark scorpion), 3625 nucleotides long. RefSeq lists its product as uncharacterized. The transcript has 3 exons. Bases 1208 to 1966 code for a protein of 252 amino acids. Lineage: Eukaryota; Metazoa; Arthropoda; Arachnida; Scorpiones; Buthidae. The record is from RefSeq and is a predicted model, not a curated record.
ACUCAUGAAGCCAUAGAAAAACAUCAAGAAAGAUGCUUUAAUAAUGAACCUUGUAUUCCUGUAAUGCCAACACCAAAAAUAAUAGUCAAUAAUGAAGUUCCACCACAAACUAACUUUAAGAAUAUUCAAAGAAUGCUAAUACGUCCAUACGUAAUUUAUUGUGAUUUCAAAUCUAUUUUGAAGCCUAUUCAAAACUGUGAACCAAAUCCGGAAAAUUCAUAUACUCAGAAAACACAACUUCAUAUUCCUUGUAGUUAUGGAUUAUACAUUUAAAAGUGUUAAUAACAACAUACAAAAUCCAUUGGAAAGUUAGAGGAAACGAAGAUGUUACUGUUGAUAAAUACUUUAUAAAUCGAAUAACUGAACACACACAAACAAUCCAUAAACUAUUAAAAAAAAGAAUAAACCUAUGAUAGAUGUCGAUUUAAGAAAGUGUUUUCUAUGUGAUGAUGAAUUUACUGAAAAUAAUCCAAAAAUAAGAGAACACGAUCAGUGUACUGGUGAAUAUUGUGGAGCUGCUUGUAAUUCAUGUCAUUUAAAAUACAAACAACCAUUGUUUAUUCCAUAAUCUCAUUCUUAUGAUUGUCAUCUGUUUGUAAAGAAUUUAGGUGAGGACAAGUGCAGCUUGAAGCUUAUUCCAGAUAAUGAAGAGAAUUACAUCUCCUUCAGCAAGAUUUUGAGAAUUCCCAGCAAAACUGGUCAUAACAAAAGAUCUAUAGCUCCUAACAAAUAUAUUGAAUUAUGAUUUAUUGAUUCAUUCAAAUAUUUAGCAAGUAGUUUGGAUGCUCUCUCAUCUAAUCUAGAAUAAGAACAAUUAAGAGAGAGAGAUAAUUUCUGCAGAUGAUUUAAAUAUUUUAUUCAGAAAGCAAGGAAUUAAAAUAAUUAGAAAAGGCAUCUAUCCUUAUGAAUACUUGAACUCAUUUCAGAGAUUUCAUGAAACCGAAUUACCAUCAAUUAAAGCAUUCUAUUUCUCCUUAACAAAAGAAAAUAUUUCCCAAAAAGAUUGGUUCCAGACUUUUAAAGCAUGAUCAUAUUUUAAAAUAAAGAAUUUAGGUUACAUCAAAACGAUCCUGAACAGGGACUUCAUUUGUCUUUGGAAAUCCAAUUCAAUUUCUCUUUGCAUAGCCUACUGAGCGGAUACUACAGAAAAUCAUUCAACGUUGAAACCCUUGCAUCAGAUCUCUCAGGACUCCAUUUCAGAAAGAAAAUGGCCACAGCUGUGGUCAAUGCUGACUCCAAUGGUAAGAUAUUUUAUUUGAACAUCACAGUAGAAGAGGGCAUAUACGAGUAUGAAGAGCUGCACAAACUUAAGCUACCGAUUGGAAGUGUCUCAUUUCCUAAUCUAUCGAAUCAGAGUGAAUUUAGUUCUUCAAAACCAACGAAAAACAAAACCUUUAAUUUGGUUCCAGCAGCCAAAGUGGAGUUUUUGAACUUGGAAGCCUUGCUCAAUGACAUGAACAUCCCACUCAACAAGAUAGCCUAUCCACCUAACGCGAUGCCACAUUUUUCUAAUGAGCAGAGUACAGGCUUAGCUUUUGCUAGGAAUGUCUUAUUCCCUUUACAAAAGCUCCUCGAUAACAGUUUCGAUAUCGAACCCCAGCUACAGCUAUUUUCUGAAGGAAAAUUUAAGGCUGAUUAUGUUCUGUUGAAUCCUAAAAAUAGAAAUGAAUACUAUGUCGCAGUCGAGAUGAAGAAGUGGAUGCAGCUUACUGCGUUAAAAACCAUCAAUGUAACAGAUCAGGGGAUAAAAGAUGCAUUAUGUGAGCCAGUGGCAGUAGACAUUGAUAGUUUACCUGAUAUAUUAAAUGAAGAUUGGUUCAAGAAGACAGACAACAACCGUGAUGCUUGGAUGGAACGUGUUGGCUUCAUAAAGCGGAAGAAUAAGAAUGGCAACGAAAGUUACGAUCAUUUGAAGGAGGAGGCCAAGCAGAAAGGAAACAGUAAGACAGAAUAUGAGUACUUAUAGCCAAAAAUCACAAGAAGAGGGAUGAAACCGAUGGCAUGUACAACUUCCGAAUGGGGAUAAAGCAACUCUAUGCCUACCUACAUGCGAUGAGGUUGAAACUAGCUUUCGGCAUCCUGACAUCGUACUGCCAUACCUAUUUUGUCAUUUGUAAAUGUGACUGUCCGACCAAGGAACAUACAUUACAAGUUUCAAAUUGCGUGAGGUAUGACCAAGACAUCAUUAAAAAGGUGACUUAAUUUAUUCACUUCACAAUGAACUCUGAAAGGAAAGAGAUCACGAACAUCCCUGUUCACUUGUCACUCGAGGUUGGAGCUGGAGAUUGGAAAGAGGAGAUGGUACAUCAGAUAAUGGACCAAUGAAGCAGGAAGAUAAGAAUAAACAUGGUCAAAAAGAAGGGAGUGGCACGAGGAAAAGAUGCAUGGAAGACAACACAGAGAGAGUAAAACAUAUGUUGUAUUUCAAUGGACGUGUAAUAGGAAGUGGAAGAUCUGGAUGCAUUUUGAGUCUUUCUGAUGGUCAGGGUCAUCUGUAUGCAGCAAAAAGCAUUUCUGGGCUGGAUGAGGAGAAGAGUCGUGAGGAAUAUGACAUCCUCUGUGAACUGCAGAACGAAGUUAAAAUCUACAAAAAGUUGAGAGGCCUGCAAGGUCAAAUUGUUCCAAAGUUUCAUUACAGCGGCUAUUUACAUGGUUGCGAAUACACCCUGCUCUUAGACGAACUCGAUGCUAAUCCUUUCUGGAAGUGUGACCCAUCGUAUGAGGAAAAGGAAGCGAUUGUUCAGGCGUUGGGCGAGAUCCACGCGGCCGGAGUUUUUUGCAUGGCGAUAUCAGGAAGCAGAAUAUUUUGUUACACAGGACCACCAAGCAUCUCUACUUUGUAGACUUUGGGUUUUCAAGGGAAUGUAGUUGCGAGAUGGCGUUCAAAGAAGAAACAAACAAGCUCGGAGCACUUUCAGACAUGUAACUUACUUAUUUGUCAUAGCGUAAUUUAAUGUAGAUUUUAGGCAAUUGAAGACAUUGUGUUUAUUUGUGGGGCCAAUUGCUACUAACUCAGUGAUUACGCUUGAAAAAACCUGAGUAACAUUGAUUUAAAAUAAAUGUUUUUGAAGAACACGUACUGUUAUAUUAUUCAUAAUCAUUCCAACACACAAAAAUAGCAAACAAUGGUUUUGGAGCCAUUUCAGAAUCAAGUCAAAAAUAUUUUCAUAAGAACAACGCCCAUUAUUUAAUUCUAUUAACAUUCUUUUUUUUAUAAAAUACAUAGAAGAAAAACCACAUGAGGUAUGCAUAAUGCUGCUUUAAAUGGUAGUAUUUCUCGGUAGUCAUUUUUUUAAUCAUCCAAUGCCGAGCGCCAGAAAAUUUGAUUUUGGAAACUCAACUGGAUUCUGUAACUAAUCCUUAAAUUUCUAGAAUGCACACAUUCAAUAUAUUGGUGGUGCUACGGGUCGUUUUUGAGGUAACUGCACCUAGAUUUUUAUGGUUUUAGCAGAUUUUAUUGUGCCCACACGAACUGGUCUCAUAUUGCAACAGUGAAAACAAUAGUAAUUUCAUAGCGAAAGCAGUGUUUGCAUGCGAUUUUAAGGUAUAAAACCUGCCAUUUUCUGAUAAUUUUAUUCGCUUUUUAAAAUAUGUGCGCUAUAGAAAUUAAAGUUUCUUUUAUCUA